CGGGAGAGGCUGUUUCCAACACGGCAACUCGUAACCCAAAUCUCAAUUUUUAUUCCUGUCAACUGCCACUUGCGGCGGCGGCUCGUCCAACUCCUCUCUCCCUGGCCAUUUAAUAGAUUUUGCGCUUGAUUCCUACCAUCCGCUCGUUUUUCUAAGUCGGAAAUAGUGCAAUCUCCUUUCUUUUCGAAUGUCGUGGCCUCCGGCGCAGUAACACCAACUUCCUGUCGUUCAAACGGCUAUUUACCACCACCGCCACCGUGGAGGCCUUGAAGGAUCUCAAACCGGGCGGCAAUUCGUCUAUGGCCGCCAGGAUGAACCGCCUCGGGCUGGCAGGCGCCAAGUUUCGGCGGUUCUUCACACGCCAGACGCUCGUUGUUGCGCUUGCAAUAUGCCUUGUGUGGUACCUCGGCAUGCAAUUCCGUAGCGAUUCGCAACACUGGUCUCACCUCGGGGGCGAACACCCAGAUCUGCGGACGCCGCCAAAGCGUAUGCCGACGCACAACGUGCUUCCACCAUUAUCCGAGCGCGUGCUCUGCCAUGGCCCCCGCGGUCAUCUGCUGGGGCAGAGCCACGAUGAUGACUUGAGGUCCAGGGAGCUUGAUGGCCCUUACCCUCAACCAUGGGCCGGCACCUUCGAGGAGACGGGCCUGGACCUAGUGGUAAUGACCGCAGAACAGCGAUACGGCCCUUACGGAUUCGGCGAGGACAGGGAAAAUUAUAACCGACAAAAGGUGGACUGGAACACGAUCGAUUGGGGCCAGCUGCAGAACGACUGUUUCGAACGGAAUAGGCACCGCUUUCCGGUAGCGGCGACUCGGUUCGACGAUACGCGCACCGCAAAGCCACGGUUCGCUUUCCGGAACUUCUCCGGGGUGCCCCAGGUCCGUCAUUGGCACGAAUUUGAGCCGUCGCGGCGGACAGCGAUCGUGGUGCGCACCUGGCGCGGCUACCAAUACAUGCCCGAGGACCUCUACUAUCUCCGCUCGCUCAUCGCUGAGACGACGCUGAAGUCGGGCGCUGAGUAUCAGGUCAUCUUGCUGGUGGAUAUGAAAGACUACGAGGGCUAUGACAACGACAUUUUUGCCUCCGAAGAAGCAUACCAGAAGGGACUCCAGGACGCUGGCGUCCCUCCGGAGUUCCAGUCGAUCGCACUUUUGUGGACUGAACGCUUGCUGAAGAGCUGGUAUCCCUUGAUCGGAGAGCACAGAACCAUGUGGCAAGUUUUCCAGCCGAUGCAGCUCCUCGCGCUGCACUAUCCCGAGUUCGAUCACUUCUGGCAGCUCGAAAUGGACAUGCGGUUCCUCGGCGACGCCGGCAAGUACCUUGACAGUAUCACGAUGGUGGCGCGCAACGAACCACGCAAACAGGCGCUCGAGCGUUCCAGCUUCUGGCACAUGAUCUCGGAAAUCGGCGAUUUCGGCGAGUUCUUCAAGCAGGUUGACCAGGCCAACAAGGGUGGGUCCCACGCCUGGGGCCCCAUGCGCGUGCCCGAGAUCCUGCCCAUCGGCCCCGAACCCCCGGUUGCGGACCCGCGUAACGAGACGUUCCAGUGGGGGGUCGGCGAGGAGGCGGACGCCAUCACCACCUCGUACUGCAUGGACGCCAACAAGCCUAACAAAUGGGCUUUCAGGGACUGGAUCUCGGGCUUCCAGUCCGGCGUCAAGACGCCGCGUUUCUAUUGCCCGCCCGCCAUCAUGCGCGCCUCGCGCAACCUAUUGCUCGUGAUCCACCAGGCCCAGCUGGAGUAUGGUAUCCGCGUCCCUUCGGAAGCUACUAUCCCAAGCUUUGCCCUGUGGCACGGCCUCAAGCUCAGCUUCCCGCAGCAACCCGUCUUCCACCGCGAUAGGGACGAUUUCGCCAACAAAGCCAAGUGGUGGCGCGGCGGGCCCAGGGCGAGCUCGACAGGUCUUGGUCCUGAUAACUCGGAUCACCCAAGGGGGAGGGGCCUGACGUUUUGGUGGGAGUCGGAUUGGGCCAAGCACAUCUUCUACGAGUGGAUGGGAAGGAAGCUCGACGAGGGUGAGCCACGGCCGUGGAUCUUGACUGACCGUGACGGGAAGCUCUGGGCACCGAACAUUGUCCUGCAUCCUGUCAAACAUCCAAAAUAGGGAGCCUGAGAGGGGCCGGCGGUGGACAUAAUGGGGGUUGACGGGUAUAGCACUGUACAUGGGGGCUGAGAGAGAGGAUACGAUAAUGGAGAUGGAACAGCACCCGCACCAUUUACAUGGCGUAUGAUAUGUGUAACUACGGGUCAUCUGGAGAGAGGAGUUACGGAGCUGGCUGGGCUUGUGUUUUGGGUCUGGACAUCCAUCCUCUACCUACCUAUCUGUCCGGCUUAUUUGGUUACAUCUUCUUUGAUUGGUUCUUGUAGAUACAUACCUAGUAGACUUGGUACUUAUCUUCGUCUUCUGCUGUACGCAGUGUCGUAUUUGCUUCGUACAGCUUCACCUCAGCCCUCCGAGAGGGGUAAUUACCUACUACUUAGUACGAA
This is a messenger RNA of Chaetomium strumarium, 2491 nucleotides long. RefSeq lists its product as uncharacterized. The record is from RefSeq and is a predicted model, not a curated record. The coding region runs from base 300 to 2108 and encodes 602 amino acids. The transcript has 3 exons. NCBI's taxonomy places the organism in Eukaryota, Fungi, Ascomycota, Sordariomycetes, Sordariales, Chaetomiaceae.